AUGCACCGCCAGGGGGCGCUCUCAGGUGCUCGCGCUGCUUCGCCACAGUGUCGGUUUCCUCUUCGAAGAAUGACCAAGCCUAAGACCAGGAUCACGUGCCCGCUUUGCCAAAAAAAACUCGACUUUGUCGCAAAGCACCUUCGUGAGCGACACAAAUUGAAAAACAAGGAUGAAAGGCGUAUUUUAAACAAAUUGGCACUCAAUCGGAUCAAACUAAGUGGAGGGAAAUGUCCAGUUGUCGAGUGCCGCAAAACGGUGAUUGAUUUACAGUGUCACGUUUACAACCACGUCAAUGUCGACCCGCACAGGCUGCAAAGCUUAAUUCAGCAGCUUAAAGUCAAUGAGGCCAUAAAGCAACUGGCACACCUGCGCUCUUCCAGUCCGCUGCCGCCCAUGGUCAGCCAGCUAGAUUUGAAUGCUCAGUAUGAGGCUGCUGAGGAGGAGAAGGAGGAGCAGGAAGAGGUGGAUAUUCCGUCCAGCGGUUGUCUGGACUGUGCCGCCCAUCUGGCCACCAUAAGAUCAUUGGAAAAGCAGGUCUCUGAGCUGAAGGCCGGGAUGAAGUUUGAGCUUCUGGAGUCGAGGAUUAACGUGCACCCUUCUGGGAGAUCAGUGGCAUGGGAGUCGGAGUGUCCUAUUAAGGGAGAGCGUGAAGACCCAGAUGAUGAGGAGUUCCAGGGCGAGGCGGGUUCGUGCAAGGAAGCUCACUGCGAGGAGGGUCCGUGUGAGGAGGCUAAAAGCGACAAGUCCCAGGGUGAAGAGUUUGAGUAUGAGAAUGAGUAUUGGGAGGAAGAGCCCCACGAUGAUUGGGGGGCCACAGAUCCCGGCAGGCCGCGGGAUUCCAGCGAUGAUGAGGGUCUCCCCAAUGAGACAGCAAAACAGCGUCUUCGCCGUAAAGUAAAAAAAUUGUUUGGAAGGAAGAACAGUAGAAGGCAAGCAAUGAAACUCCAAUUCCCCGUGUCCAUCGCGGCCUACAUUGAGGAAUAUCUGAAACAUAUUUUCCCGCAGAAUGGGUCGAGGAAAAUGAAGGACAAUGCUGUCACGCGACUGAGCCGAGUCAUGUUUUUCCUGUCCUAUAUGAUUGAGGGAUGGCAGUCGGAGAAUAUGUGGGACUGGCUGUUCCUUGACAAUGGGCCGCACUUACAGGAAUUCCCCAAGUUGUUGCAUGCCAGGGACCUGAAAAUCUCGACACGUAUUAAGUUCAUGAGGCAGGUGCAACAAUUUAUCAAGUACCUGAGGAAACACCGACCAAUAUAUAUUCGCUUGAAAAGGGAUCGCCUAUCCCUGGUGCAUGAGCAGAUCAAGAAGCUGAUGCAGGAAAUCAGCCGCCCGGUGGUCAAGCACCGGAUUAUGGUCAAAUGGUACAAAAGCGCCAACCAGGUGAGGAUGAUGGACCUGCUGGCCUGCCGCCAACUGUCUGCGGCCAAGAUCCCCGUGCUGCUAGAAAAAAUGGAAAAGCAAAACACGGAAAACUCAAACCUCCGUUUCCAGUUCUUCGGGUACCUGGCCGCCUACCUCACUGCCCUCUACGGCCACCGCUCCGGUGACCUGAUCAAUAUGACGGUCACUGAGGUGGACAAUGCCAAGGGCAGCCCGGAGGAGGGCUACCUUAUCAACGUAGUACAACACAAGACACUCAGGUCGCACGGCAAUGCUCAGAUUUUCCUGAACGCGAAAGAGUUCUCUUGGUUUGAACGGUGGGGUCAGUUGCGCCGGAAGGCCAACCCGCCUAACAACUACUUCCUGGCUAACAAUGGCAGCGGCAUCUUCACGGGCCUUGUCAGGAAUUUCCGUGCUGCUUGGAAGGAUAUGGGCCUCUCCUUCAAGCCAAACUUAACGGACCUCAGGAUCUCCCUGGCCAUCUGGAACUUUGAGAAUAACCCCGAGGCUGUACAGAAGCAAAUCAGCUCUUCCGGAAGAAGAGAAGGGCUCAGAGGGAACAAGUAAAACAAGAAGAAGAAGUGUGAGGAGGAGGAGGAAGAGGAGGAUGAGGAGGAUCCGUUGGAGCCUAAUAAGAAGAGGGUGGCGCAGCAGACUGCAGAGGAUGUGGCGGCGGAGACAGCGGAGGUGGCGGACGACGAAUACCAGCCGAAAAAGGAGAAGAAGACCAAACGCGCUCAGGAAUCGGCGGGCAAACUCAAGGUCUACUUCUGGAGAAGGCCCGAGGAAAAAACAAGCAUCAGGGAACACCGUAACCUCAGCCCCAAGAAAUCUUUUGCCUGCUCUCAAGUUUUGGAAAUAGUUUUCAUCGCUUUUUACUUUUGUAAACAGCGGUACUGCGUGUGCUGUGAUUUCUUUUUAUUGUUUUACAUUUCCUAAGGUU
This is a messenger RNA of Phycodurus eques (leafy seadragon), 2320 nucleotides long. RefSeq lists its product as uncharacterized. The record is from RefSeq and is a predicted model, not a curated record. Bases 1 to 1944 code for a protein of 647 amino acids. Gene Ontology annotation, molecular function: DNA binding. Lineage: Eukaryota; Metazoa; Chordata; Actinopteri; Syngnathiformes; Syngnathidae. The transcript is spliced from 10 exons.